AUGGGCAGUUGCAUCGCAGUGCUCGAUGGAGCCUUCUCGACGAACUACAGCGGCGCCGACUCACAGGGAGAGGAUGGAGAGAGCGCCGCGAUUCUUCCGGUGGCGAUUCAGGAGGAGAGAGACGAGAGAGGGUGGGUUUGGGGAAAUGAGAGCGCUCUUCUUCCACCAUCAUUAUCUCGCCUCAUUCGCUUAUGCACCAAAACAAAUUCCAUUUCCAAAGGGAAAGCAAUUCAUGCUCAGCUUAUUAUAUCUGCGUCGAACCCAGAUGUCCCGACAAUUAAUCAUUUACUCUCGAUGUAUUUAAAACUGGGCCGCACUGACUAUGCCCAGAAACUGUUCGAGCAAAUGCCUGAAAGAAAUGUUAUCACUUGGGCAACGCUAAUCUCCUCGUAUUCUCAAAUGGGUCUUUCAGAAAAGGCCUUAAAUUGCCUUAGAUUAAUGGUUCUUGAUGAUGGGAUUUCUCCAAAUAAUUAUAGUUAUGUUGGCGCCAUAACGGCUUGUGCUAAUAUGCGCGCUUUGAGGACUGGGAAAGAAAUACAUGGGAAACUUUAUAGGACUGAGGAGAUUGCUAAUAGCUUUGUUAGUAACUGUUUGGUUAACUUUUAUGGGAAAUGUGGGUUAUUGAAGUCUGCUAGGCUAGUGUUUGAUGGCAUUUUAGAGCCCAAUACAAGUAGUUGGGUUUCACUUAUAGCUUGUUAUUGCCAGUGCGGGGAGAAUGAGGAAGGGUUGAGAAUUUUCUUGAGGUCUUUAAGGACGGGAGUGAAGGUUAAUGAGUUCUCUUAUGGUAGCAUUUCUGGGGCUUGUGCUGCCUUGGGGAUGUUGGAGGUUGGAAUGCAACUACAAGGCCUUGCUGUUAAGUGUGGUAUUUUGAUGGACCCGUAUGUUGUGACAGGGUUGGUUAAUUUUUAUGCAAAAUGUGGUGAGUUGGAGUUAGCGUACAAGGCUUUCAGAGAGGCAGAUGAGCCGCACUUGACAGCUUGGACUGCAUUGGUUGGGGGUUGUGUGCAGUUAGGAAAAGGCAGGCAAGCAAUUGAUCUUUUCCGUAAGUUGCUUUCAACGGGCUUGAAGCCAAGUGAGCAAACCUUGGCUUCAGUGCUUGGAGCCUUUGCAAUUGAAAAGGAAGUUAUAGGCGGGACACAGCUCCAUAGUUUAAUCAUAAAGUCGGGAUUUGAUGCAUUCACUUUUAUUUGCAACGCGAACACUAUAUAUUUGUUUUCUGCUGGUCAUGAUAUGCUAGUACUGAGAAAUGGGGUUGUUGAAGUUCUAAGUGGAUUGACAGCCCAAUUUUCUGAUGCAGGAUAUGUUCCUGAUGCCUUGGUCUCAUUGGUAGAUGGGGACUAA
Molecule: messenger RNA, 1341 nt
Organism: Fraxinus pennsylvanica
Lineage: Eukaryota; Viridiplantae; Streptophyta; Magnoliopsida; Lamiales; Oleaceae
Source: the annotation of a GenBank genome assembly